Rattus rattus (black rat) is the source of this 1319-nucleotide messenger RNA. It is a transcript of the gene Cxcl11, whose product is annotated as C-X-C motif chemokine ligand 11. NCBI's taxonomy places the organism in Eukaryota, Metazoa, Chordata, Mammalia, Rodentia, Muridae. Bases 268 to 570 code for a protein of 100 amino acids. Gene Ontology annotation, molecular function: chemokine activity; CXCR chemokine receptor binding. Gene Ontology annotation, cellular component: extracellular region. The transcript has 4 exons. Gene Ontology annotation, biological process: neutrophil chemotaxis; cellular response to lipopolysaccharide; antimicrobial humoral immune response mediated by antimicrobial peptide. The record is from RefSeq and is a predicted model, not a curated record.
AGCAACCGUGUGCACAGUACUCUAGCUCCAAUUCCAGUGGCUUUCUUAACACCAGCAGACAGGGACAGGCACAAGCACUGACUUAGGGACAAAACAGAAACUCCAGGAGGCAAGAAAGCUACAUGAGUCAAGAGGGGAAAUUCCUGACUCUGAGGAUGGCUGGUCUAUAAAUGCUCCUGAGUGAGGCUCCUCAGGUUCAGCCUUCCUGCUGCUCUCUGCGAAGAAAGAUCACCAGAGCCACAGCAGAGAGCUGCAGCUGCUGCUGAGAUGAACAGGACGGGCAUGGCCGUAGCCCUGGCUGUGAUCAUCUGGGCCACAACGGUUCCAGGCUUCGUUAUGUUCAAAGGGGGGCGCUGUCUUUGCAUCGACCGCGGAGCGAAAGUGGUCAAAAUGGCAGCGAUCAAGGAAGUUUCUGUAAUUUACCCGAGUAACAGCUGUGACAAAGUUGAAGUGAUUGUUACCCUGAAGGCUCAUAAAGGACAAAGGUGCCUGGACCCCACAUCCAAGCAAGCUCGCCUCAUAAUGCAGACAAUACAAAAAAAGAAUUUUUUAAGGCGCCAGAACAUGUGACGGGCCCUCAAAUGCGAGCUCUGUGCCAAGAAGCUGACCCUCUCCUGUCUUGGAAUAUGCAUCCGUUUUGCCAGAUUGCAGAACUCGCUAGGAGGUCGGAUACCUCUAAACUAUUCUGCUUGGCUAUGAAAAUAUUUAUCUCGAAGAGUCAUGUAUCUCUGUGUGUGCACACUCCGAGUUAUGGUUACAAUGGACACAUUGUUACUGGAAUCCCGCCCACCCGCUGGUUGGAUUCAGAAGCAUCUAGUGUAGAAAAACAUUACUCAAGGAAUUUUUCAUGGAAAUAACAUCCCUUUCCCCAAAUAUCACGAGGCACAUGAACAUCUAGGAAGAAGUUUCCACAUAUCGUCUUGCUUGUACAUUUAAAAAAGAUUUAGCAUUCAUGAGGUGCCCUGCAAACAUUUCUACGCUGUAGAAACGAGUAAGAGAACACUACUGUUUCCUGAGUUAGUUACACUGGCUUCCCACUGAGGCAGUCGAAAGGGCUAAAGAUAUGUAUUUCCUGUACAUCUGGCUUUAUCUGUUUUAUCAGUGACAAUAACCUGGAUAGAUUUUAAAAAUAAAUUGCUUUUGCUCACCAAAGAAAAUGUUGGAAAAAAGUCUAUUCAUCUCUUUCAGUCUGUUUUCCGUUAUUCUGCCUUUGAAAAAAAUAUGUAAAUGUGUACUUGGUCCUUUCCUUUGUCGUACUGUGACUGGUGGGAUGGCUGGCACUGUCCUUGAAAAGAAUAAAAAUUAUGUUUCUCUAGUAA